Messenger RNA from Vespa mandarinia (Asian giant hornet), 2155 nucleotides. RefSeq lists its product as uncharacterized. The record is from RefSeq and is a predicted model, not a curated record. NCBI's taxonomy places the organism in Eukaryota, Metazoa, Arthropoda, Insecta, Hymenoptera, Vespidae.
GAUAGAAUUUUUACAUACGAGUAAAAGAGAAGGAGAAAAUUUGAAACGCGAUAGACGUAGGUUUCGUUUACUUUGUGCAAUAGAUACAGAAUAUUCCAUAUUCCGAGCCAGUAUUCCAUUACUGACAGUAUAAGAGUAUAUCUAUAUAUCUACAUAUAUGUAUAUAUAUUGAAAAUGAAAUACGAAUCGAUCAAAUCAAGUUAAUUUCGAAGCGUGGAAACGUAACUCGUAGUUCCUUUACGAUGCGUGUUCAAAACGAGUCGAGGAAUAAACGAACGAAAAUGCAGCGGCAUAUGAACGCAAACGUUAUAAUUCUGAAUUAUGUCGCAUAUUUUACUAGAGAGAUUACAAAUGAGUCUCAUAUAUCGACGGAUUAUAGCCCGCUUCAUGUACAAUCGAAAGAAAACUACGGGACCUGAGCAAACAAGGUAUACCUUAUGACGAUGAUCGCGUCCGUUGGGAAGAACGUUCGGCAGAAGACUAAUCGUAAUAAUAAUACAUUCGCCUAUCCGUAUGUACAUAUGGACGAAGAUGUGUCACCUGGAGGUUGUCUCGUCGUCUAUUAUUAUUAUUUGUUAUCGAGAUAUCCUUCCUUCGUCUUCUCGUUCUCUCGUAUAUUAUUUUGUUUAUCAUUGAUCUCUACCAGAACAUCAUUAACCUUUCGUCGAACAAGACGUUGCGUUGGACGACUACGUCGUAUAAUCCAUAGACGGAUACUUCUGCUCAUAAAUCAACGUAACAAGUUCACGAUCUUCAAAGUUUAUCUCAGACGUCACGUUCUUCCUUGGAUCGGAGAAAGAAGCGAUUUUCCUUUUUUCAACGAGAUGUCUCGAAGUUUCCUCGUGGAUUCUCUCAUCGGCAACAACUCACCGCCGUCCUAUCCGUUGCCAUAUUACGGGAAUCAAUUGCCAAAUUACAUGUUCAAUUUCUUCAAUCUGGGAUUAGGUUAUCAGCCAAUUAGACCUGUUCCUAGAACACCGGUGAUGCCUGUGCCACCAGUACCUAUAAGUCCGUCGACAAACGUGUCUUUACCUAUAACUGGACAAAGCCCACCUUCUCCUCUAAACGCUUCGACCAGCAGACUCUCAGAUGUCUCGGCGUCUAACGAGUCACCGUCGCGUAACAGCACUCCAACACCACCACCGAAAUCACCAAACUCCAUUUCUAAUAGCUCGAAGCGCAUUAGAACGGCAUUUACGAGCACACAAUUGUUGGAACUCGAACGAGAGUUCGCUUCGAAUAUGUAUCUCUCCCGUUUGCGUCGUAUUGAGAUAGCAACGAACCUAAGGCUUUCCGAGAAGCAAGUAAAGAUCUGGUUUCAAAAUCGAAGAGUCAAAUACAAGAAAGAGGAUCUGCCGUCGGGACAGAAUCAAAAGUGUUGCUGCUUACGUACAUGCGGUAAAAAGAAAGAUGGUUGUGCGGACGGUUUGCAGAAUCGACGGUGCGAUCAGGAAGAAGAACAGGAUGGAAAAUCCUUUGAUACCACGAAUAUAACCACGACAAUCUCGCAGACACGAGAAGAUUCGAGUGGAUCGAUCGAACUGGUCGUUCGUCGUGAGCAUGAAUCGCCAAUUCGAAAAAACGAACGCUUCGAAAUAUCUUUGCUUUCGAGACAAACGGAAGGCUCGCCAUUUCCUCGCGAACCCGAUGAAAAAUUGAAUUUUCAAAGGAUCGAGUCGUUUCACGAGCGAACGAAAGAGGAGAUGAGCGAACACCAUUCGUCCGUUGGCUGCAAAAGAAAUACCGAGGAUGAAUAUGACAGGAUGGAUAAGAGGAGAAAAAUGGACCUAACACCGACCAUGCAUCAGAGUACGCAGCACAGAGACUCAAUCUCUAGACCGAUAUUUGACAACUUGUCUCGCACCAAACAUACCGUGGACAGAAUUGUUAAUUCUUAAAAAAAAGCGAAAAAACGUUUGCUAGUCUUCAAAAAUGUUUCCAAAGAAUCGAUAAAUUAAAAUAUCGAUAAACGAACAAUCGAAAUCGAUACGGAACGAUGAAUUCUGCACGCCUAUAUUAUGUACAUAUGUAUUUAUAUAGUCGCGGUUUGUAAAUAUUGUCGAUAUAUUUUUGUACCAUUUACGUGAGAGAUAAGAGAUCGUAUAUUUUUCAUACGAAUUUCAUACGAAAUAAAAAAGAAAAAUCAUCCAUUUUA